Molecule: messenger RNA, 1416 nt
Organism: Botrytis deweyae
Lineage: Eukaryota; Fungi; Ascomycota; Leotiomycetes; Helotiales; Sclerotiniaceae
Exons: 2
Coding region: 1-1416 (471 amino acids)
Biological process (GO): ubiquitin-dependent endocytosis
Cellular component (GO): cytoplasm; cytosol; plasma membrane
Molecular function (GO): protein-macromolecule adaptor activity; ubiquitin protein ligase binding
Source: RefSeq, a predicted model, not a curated record
AUGCAGCACGUUACGUCGUUCUUUCGAUCUCAUUCCCAUCCAUUUGAUUUACCAACUGAAGGAAAGAAAACUUCUCGAAGGAAUUCAAGUAGUAGACCAUCGUUGAAAAGUCGCACACCAUCUUCAUCAGCCUCUUCUAUAGCAGAAGACAAAGCAGCCAAGAUGCCUGACCUUUCUCUUCCACACAAACGUAUUUCGAUACCCGGUCUUCACUCACCCAAGACUUCGUCGAAAUCCAUUCCCCAAUAUCAUGGUGCAACACUUGACUGUGCCAUUGAGUCACCUCCAUUGGUUCUCUAUGGUUCUACCAGCUCGAGUACCGGCGCAUUACUCUCGGGUCAAUUAAAGUUGCACAUUCACGACGAGAAAUUUGCAAUUGAGUCUUUCAAAAUGCGAUUGGCAUUGGAGGUCACGCAAAAGAAACCAUUCCAUGCGCAUUGCCAGGAAUGUACCCACCAAUCAAAGGAUUUAACGACUUGGAAUUUCCUUCAAGGUCCAGCUACACUCCGCAAAGGUGAACAUGACUUUCCAUUCAGCUUCCUCCUUCCUGGACAUCUACCCGCAAGUAUGAAGGGUAGCUUGUCCAACAUCGAAUACGUCCUCAAAGCUACAUUAGUGCCAAAGACUGGCGAGCCAAUGAAACUCUCCCACAUCCUCAACAUCAAGCGUGCCAUCAUCCCUUCCGACACACCUCGAAACUCGAUCCGAAUCUUUCCACCAACAAAUUUGACUGCCAACUGUCAACUUCCUCCCGUCAUCUAUCCAAUUGGUGAAGCAAACAUCUCCAUGCGCAUGGAUGGUGUUGUCAACCGUAAUGUGGACGCAAAGACACAGAACCAUUGGAAGUUGAAGCGUUUGACAUGGCGUCUGGAUGAAACUCACAAAGUUAUCUCACCAGCAUGCCCCAAACAUGCCUUAAAAGUGACCAAGGAAGGUGAGAACAAGAAAGGUGCUGCUCAUCAAGAUGCCCGUACUCUAGCUACUGAGGAGAUCAAAUCUGGAUGGAAAUCAAAUUACGAUACCGCGGAUGGAGCCAUUGAAAUCGAAUUUCCCAUCUCGAUUCGUCCUGAUGCAAAACCAAUCUGCGAUAUGAAAGCUGAGGAUGGUACAGAAGUCUUCCACACUCUCAUUGUCGAGAUGAUUGUUUCGGAAGAAUUCGCACCUAUCAAAAAACCCACACAAGUAACACCAACGGGAGGCGCAAGAGUUUUAAGAAUGCACUUCAACCUCACCGUUACCGAGAGAUCGGGCUUGGGCAUCUCAUGGGAUGAGGAACAACCUCCUCUAUAUGAGAAUGUUCCCGCCAGUCCCCCAACGUAUGUCAAUUCGGAAUUAUAUGACGGACCCCCCAUUCCCGAUUAUGAACAGUUACCCGCCUUGGAUGGCGCAAAUGGAAGUGACCACGGAGCUCAUUAA